AUGAAGGACCAUGCCACGGCAACAAGCUCUGCCGACCCGAUGCCUGGAGGUUCUAAACUUUCCAAGAAAGCAAGCCCCAAGGGACCGAAAGCAAAGGCCAGCCCAGCUGCCAAAAAGGCAAGCUCCCCGGCGACCACAAAGACCAAGGACUCCACAUCGCCGCCAACCGAGAAGCCCAACAAAACGCCGACCGAGAAAUCUACGCCGCCAGCAGACACGACCGAGGAAAAGCAGCCGAAAAAGACCAGAACCAAGAGCCCCGACAAGAGUGCCAACAAGACCCGUGGAAGGAGCCCUCCCAGCAACAGCCCCAGAAAGAACCCCAAGAAGGCCCGGACCGAAAGCAGCCCGAAGAAGCCCAGCCCGAAGAAGGCCCCCAAGAGUGGCCCCAAGACGAGUGGAGAGGGAGAUGAUGGCAAGAAGAAGUCCGGAAAAGACUCGGCGACAGUGGAGAAUAAGAAGAAGGCACACAAGCUUUACAUGAGAUUCUGGCGAUCGGUAAACGAAAGCCAUGGGCUCAGAUCUGAUAAUGAAGUACUCCUCUUUUCUUCUUUCCCCAUACGCAAGACGAAAAUGUCGACGCUUUACGAGGAUUUCAUGCAAUGCCAGGGAAAAUGGGCGAACUCCUACAUCAUGAAAACGAUUCGGCAGAAGCAUAAGAACGGGAAGCGAGCAGCCAGGAGAUGGCUCACCAGAGCCCAGCUAAAGGCUCACUUCAAUGAUGAUAGUGUGGUAGACGCUAUCAUAGUCCGCAAAGAAGCGGACAGUGAACUCGCCGAGAAAGAAAUCCGAGAUCAUCCCGAUCUCCCAGGACUCAAACAAUACCUGGUUUUGAUCGAGGACGAAGAGGUGGACGAGAGCACUGACGAAAUCGAAGAGCUUUUCUGCAUGCAGCAAAAGCACAGCAGCGAUUCCAGCUCUGAUGGCUCGCAGGAUGAAAGCGAUGACGAUUCCAGCAGCAAUGCUUCUGCAGCGGCGAAGAAGAAAGACAAGAAAUGCAAGAAAGACAAGAAGGAUAAGAAGAGCAAGAAAAACAAAGCCAAGAAGAGCAAGAAUAAGGGCAAGGGCAAGAGGAAGGGGAAGAACAAGCUCAACAGAGCCGAGACACAGGAGGACUUGGACAAGGAGCAAAGCCGCAAGGUUCAGCAGGAGGGAAAAAAGGUGAUCAAUACCCUGAACCGGAAGAUCAAAGAUGCAACCUCCAAGAUCGAGUCCAAGGAAGUCAGCUCGUUGAACGAGCUCGUCCGGGAUGCCUUGAAGAAGGACCUCCAGGCUGUCGUCAAGAAGCUGACCUCAGCCCGUACCCAGUUGCAGUCUGCAUUGGACUCGGUUCAGGACGACCGGAUCACCCACAAGACGACGGCUGCCAAGGAGAUUUUGGACCAAGCCGAGGGAUCUCUUACAGUUGGGGUCAAGAAGAAGACUGAGAAGAAGGGUGGAGACUAG
Symbiodinium sp. CCMP2592 is the source of this 1446-nucleotide messenger RNA. NCBI's taxonomy places the organism in Eukaryota, Dinophyceae, Suessiales, Symbiodiniaceae. The record is from the annotation of a GenBank genome assembly.